Messenger RNA from Pieris rapae (cabbage white), 1640 nucleotides. RefSeq names its product thioredoxin domain-containing protein. The transcript is spliced from 6 exons. Bases 186 to 1130 code for a protein of 314 amino acids. The record is from RefSeq and is a predicted model, not a curated record. NCBI's taxonomy places the organism in Eukaryota, Metazoa, Arthropoda, Insecta, Lepidoptera, Pieridae.
CUCUAUAGCUAAUAACAGUGUAUAGCUACGCUUCAUAAUUAACGUGUGAUGUUUUCAGAAUAAUUUUCAGGGUCAUAUUUUAUAAGAUAAAAAUUAACUUAUAUUAUUAUAUAAAACUUAAAGAUAAUUAUAUGUAAGACUGCCAGCAUUGCAGUCGGUGCACCUUGAUUCAAUACCUUUGAAAAAUGCAAUUAAAACUUUGUUUCUUAACUCUACUGUAUGUUUUACGUGUAGAUAGUGAUCAAUUGCGGAGUGUUAGUGACGAUGAACUAUUGCAACUCAUAAAAGAAAAGGAGAAACUAGUUGCUGUAUUCAAUAAACCCAAUUGCAAAGAAUGUGAAAAAUUGGAAAGAGUUGUGGACGAUUUACAAGCCGAUUUUGAAAAGCAGUUAAAUGCUCUAACAGUUAAGGUGGUAAACAGUCAUUUAGCUCGUCUUUAUAGUCCAACUAAGGAACCAGCAUUAGUAUUCUUUAGACAUGGUGUACCACUUCUUUAUAAUGGUGAAGCUGAUGAGGGUGAGAUGUAUGGUUACUUAGAAAAAAAUCAAUCACCAUCAGUUAAAGAGUUAACAGAUAAGAUAUUUGAACACUUAACACAAGCCGCAACUGGUGCCACUACUGGAGAUUGGUUUGUUAUGUUCUAUGGUGCAUCUUGUGUAGAAUGUCAAAGACUUCAUGCAGUAUGGGAAGGUGUUGGAGCUACAUUGCGUGGAAGAGUAAAUGUAGCUAGAAUGGAUUCCAAUUUAGCAGGAGUCCUUACUGCUAAGAGAUUUAAAGUGUCAAAGUUGCCAACAUUUUUAUUCUUUCGCCUGGGAAAAGUGUAUCGAUAUGAUCUACCAAAAUAUGAUAUCAAAUCAUUUGUAACUUUUGCUCAAGACUGGUAUAAAAAUGUUAAAGGGGAGGCUGUACCACUAUUGUCUUCACCAUUUGAUGAUGUUGUGGACUGGAGUGUUGAGAUGAUAAAGUUUUCAAUAAAACUUGGAGUUGAGAUAUUAGCAAAAUAUCCAUGGAUCUGGCAGAUAGGAGUCACUGGGUUUGGUCUGGUUGCACUGACUGCUAUAAUAGCACUUAUGAAAGCUAGAAAGUCAAAACCUACCAAAACUGUCAAGAAAGACAAGAAAAAGAAGUAACUAAAAAUAUUAGUAAUUUACUUCCACUUCUAAAUCCGUCCAUAUCUCUCCAGAUGGCAUUUUACUUGACAAAAAAAACUUUUAUAUUUUUUCAAAUAGAGAAUACAAAAAAAAAAUGUUUAUUUUCUAAUGUGGCCUAUAACUACCCUUGCACUUACCCAAAAAGUUAUAAAAAUAGUUUAGUGUAAUUAUUUUUAAAUAAGAGUAUAGAUUUAGUUAAAAACUUUAUUCAGUGCAAAAGCUCAUUAAAAUACAUGACAUUUAAUAGUUAUUUUUUAUACAUGUUUCAUAGCUGUAUAACCUUGCAAGCAUAAUUGUCUAAAUAAUAAAAGAUCAAAUUACAUCACACAUAUAAAUAGUCUAUAAUAAUAAUAUAUUGCAUAAACAGAAUUGUGAUAAAAUGACAAUGAGACCUCCACAUGUUAGGUAUGUUAAUAAUAAUUUAAUAAAUGAUAGGAUAUAAUUAUGAAUCUUUGAUUGAGUAAUUAAAAUAAAGUAAUGUUACUUGGC